Drosophila gunungcola (fruit fly) is the source of this 1418-nucleotide messenger RNA. It is a transcript of the gene Der-2, whose product is annotated as derlin-2. Lineage: Eukaryota; Metazoa; Arthropoda; Insecta; Diptera; Drosophilidae. The record is from RefSeq and is a predicted model, not a curated record. The coding region runs from base 277 to 1068 and encodes 263 amino acids. Gene Ontology annotation, biological process: endoplasmic reticulum unfolded protein response. Gene Ontology annotation, molecular function: ubiquitin-specific protease binding; misfolded protein binding. The transcript has 3 exons. Gene Ontology annotation, cellular component: endoplasmic reticulum membrane; Hrd1p ubiquitin ligase ERAD-L complex.
AAUUUAAAAGCUCUUGCUGCGGUCACACUGGCGGGGAUGCAUAAAAAUAAAAACUAGCGUUCCACUUAUUUUUCCAUCGGGCCGAGCGCUGCCCCAAAUCCAAUUCCGCUUGUCAACCCGGGAGAUCCCAACAGCCAGGUGAGGCGACUACUGCAGACAUCGCGACCACAAGUGGAUGUGAGCGGAACGACGGGGAAGAGGCCAAAAGUCCAAAGGAUCCAACAGCAAGCCACUUGCCAAACUGCAGGUUCCGCACCCGGCGCAGGAGGAGCCGCCAUGAAUGCCCUGCGGCAGUUCUACCUGGAGAUCCCAGUGGUCACACGGGCCUACACCACGGUCUGUGUGCUGACCACUCUGGCAGUGCACCUGGACCUGGUGUCGCCACUGCAGCUAUACUUCAAUCCCACGCUGAUCGUGCGCAAGUUCCAGAUCUGGCGCCUGGCCACCACAUUCCUGUACUUCGGCACCAUAGGCAUUAGCUUUUUCUUUAACAUGGUCUUCACCUAUCGCUAUUGCCGCAUGCUCGAGGACGGCUCUUUCCGCGGACGCAGCUCGGACUUUGUCAUGAUGUUCAUCUUUGGCGGCGUGCUGAUGACCUUCUUCGGGAUCUUCGUCAAUCUGCUGUUCCUGGGCCAGGCCUUCACACUGAUGCUGGUCUACGUGUGGUCACGCCGUAAUCCGCUGGUGCCUAUGAACUUUUUCGGCGUGCUCAACUUCCAGGCACCCUACCUACCGUGGGUGCUCCUUUGCUGCUCCAUGAUCCUGGGCAACACCGUGUGGGUGGACGUCAUCGGCAUGGGCGUUGGCCACAUCUACUAUGUACUGGAGGACGUAUAUCCCACGCUGUCCAACGGCUAUAGACUGAUUAAAACCCCCUACUUUCUGAAACGCCUCUUCAACGAGCACAUCGAGCGCAACUACCAGGCGGCCGCCGAGGAUCGUCCUGGCGGCUUCCCCUGGGGCGGCGAAGGUCAGCCACUGCUGCCGGAGCAGAAUGCGGCCGACGGACAGGAGCAGGACCAGGAACCAGCGGAUCCAGCGCCGCCGGCUGCUGCGGCGCCGCAAUAACAAAACUAGAAAACUUGAUUCUUUUUGAUCGUCGUCGUCAACGACGAUGAUGAUGACAAUGUUGUGUACCCCUCCGCCACCUUCCGUUCGGUGCUUGGUGUAUUUAGGCGUUAAGUAUUGUGAAAGAGGCGUGCAAUAGUUAGCCAAAGUUGGUGCAGAGCGUGUGUGUAUGCCAUCUAUUGGUUUGUUUUCUGAUGCAGAGCCCAAUUUCCACGCGUUAUGUUCUUCAAAUUUAAAUUUAAAUUUACCCCCAAGGGAUGCAUUCACGACAGAUUGAACCUACACUGCACAUGUGAUUAAAUAUAUGUAUACAAACAUGCUACAAAUAAACCAUGAUGUAAAAAGCUCAA